GCUGUUGUCCAAACUCCAAAUCCAAAAACACCAUUCACACUCAAAAACAUCAAAUAAAACAUCAAAAUUUAGUGAUAUAUUCAAAUGAAAAGUUAUAAUAUAAGCUUUUGAGUUUUACAUCAAUGGAGAAAAUUAGAGAAAAUAUGAUAAAAAUGGAGGCUACACCAGCAAAUUCUGCAACAUUUUUGGGUGAGACUAACGGUAAUAAUAAUAGCAGUAGCAAUACGAAUAAUAUUACGAGCUCUGCUUUACAAUUCUCAUCAUCAUCAUCAUCAUCCGCUACAGCCGCGAGUAUUUUUGACACGAUGAUGAUGAUGCCAUGUGAUUAUAGUUUCGGAGGUGAUCAGAAGGGUUAUUCUUUAGGUUUAUUAGAUUUGCUUGAUGGGAAUACUCAAGAUUUUGGUGCUUCUUCUUCUUUAUUCGAUUGGUUUCAGUUUCAAGCUCCUAUUUUAUCCGAUCAUCACCACCACCAACAGGAAGAGCAGCCGCUGCCGUCUCCGGCGUCUACUGUUCCUGAAUCGUCGGAGGUUUUGAAUAAUCCGGCCACGCCGAACUCUUCCUCGAUCUCCUCAUCGUCUAAUGAAGCUGCAAAUGAUUCUUCACAAGUUGUUAAAGCCGCAGAGGAAAAUGACCAAGAUCAAGACCAAGACAAGAACAAAAAACAGUUGAAACCGAAAAAGAAGAACCAAAAAAAGCAAAGAGAACAAAGAUUUGCUUUCAUGACAAAGAGUGAAGUUGAUCAUCUAGAUGAUGGUUAUAGAUGGAGAAAAUACGGCCAAAAAGCAGUCAAAAACAGCCCUUACCCAAGGAGCUAUUACCGUUGCACCAGUGCAGGAUGUGGAGUGAAGAAGAGAGUAGAGAGAUCAUCAGAAGAUAAUACAAUUGUUGUCACAACUUACGAAGGACAACAUACACAUCAAAGCCCAAUUACACCAAGGGGUAGCAUCGGAUUUUUGUCUGAUAAUUCAUCAAGUGCUGCCAUUUUUGCUGCUGCAAAUUCUUCUUUUGUUCUUCCACAAACUCACCAUCAUCAUCAUCAGUUUCAGCAGAACCAACAUGCCUAUAUGUACACUUCAUCACCUUCUCUUAACAUUACUACCAGUGAUUUUAUUACUCCUUCUCCAAGUUUUGUUCACCAAGAGAGACGGUUUUGCCAUUCGCCGGAUUCUUUGGUAAGAGAUCAUGGUCUGCUUCAGGACAUCGUGCCGUCUCAGAUGAGGGAGAAGUCUGCAGAGGAGCAUAAUUAGAAGGGUAUUUAAUUCUCUAACUUAUCGACUUAAUUAUGUAGAUCAUCAUAUCAUCAUGAUCGUCCGUUUUAUGAUCUUAUUAUUGAAAAAUGAUGAUGAUGAUGAUGACUGCCCUUUUUUAGCUUGAUUAAUUAUGCAGGGAUUAGUAGUUUUCUUUCUUUGUUUUUUUUUUUGUUGUAUCCAGAGAUCAUUAUGUUUUUAUGGAUAUAAUUGGGUUUUUGUAUCAUCCUUUUUCCAUCCCCACUUUAAUAGUAUAAGUUAUUCAAUUAUCUUUGAACUUUCGUUU
Molecule: messenger RNA, 1533 nt
Organism: Mercurialis annua (annual mercury)
Lineage: Eukaryota; Viridiplantae; Streptophyta; Magnoliopsida; Malpighiales; Euphorbiaceae
Product: probable WRKY transcription factor 48
Exons: 3
Coding region: 123-1247 (374 amino acids)
Biological process (GO): regulation of DNA-templated transcription
Molecular function (GO): sequence-specific DNA binding; DNA-binding transcription factor activity
Source: RefSeq, a predicted model, not a curated record